This is a messenger RNA of Monomorium pharaonis (pharaoh ant), 2623 nucleotides long. RefSeq lists its product as uncharacterized. Bases 16 to 2307 code for a protein of 763 amino acids. NCBI's taxonomy places the organism in Eukaryota, Metazoa, Arthropoda, Insecta, Hymenoptera, Formicidae. The record is from RefSeq and is a predicted model, not a curated record. The transcript is spliced from 4 exons.
UUUAUUGUGAAAAAUAUGCAUUGUCGUGGACCAUAUAAAGAGUACCUUCAAAAUCGAAGGAAAAUAAUGCCAGCAACAACAAUCUAUUCGCGUCGCCAAAGAGAACUUCAAGGGAUCGCUGCUCUAAAUAAUCAGGCAGAAAAUAAUGCGGAGGAGAAUGUCGAAAUGCAUGAAGAGAUUGAGCGCCAUGAAAUGGCAGAAGUUGAUUAUUUAUAUGAAGAUCUUAGUUAUGGAGAGACUUCCUCAAAUGAUAUUGAUACUGACGAUGAUUAUGAUGUUGAUGAAGAUGUCAAUCAUGAAGCAAUUGUUGAAUAUGUUAACGUGGCAGAAUCUAUUGAACAGCCAAAUGAUAAUGGUCCAGAACCAAUAAUAGAAGACGAGGCCAGAAGAUCAAUUUAUCCAAAUUGCCCUUUAACGAAGGAAGAAAGCGAUCUACUCGUAAUGAGUUACGUAAUUCGGCAUGGAGUAAAUGGAACUGCAUUAGAAGACCUAAUAGACUUAAUUAAUUGUCAUCUCCCUGAACCAUUGAAUCCUUCAAAGUAUCUAUUUUUAAAAAAUUUUCGCGAUAUCCCACAACUUGUUACAUGUUAUUAUUGUGCAGAAUGUAUUUCUUUAAUAGACUUUGAAGAAAGACAAAGUAUAGAUUGUCCAAAUUGUUAUUGUCGUAAUGUAAAAUCAGUUCUUAAACGAAAUGGAAAUUUUUUUGUAUACAUUCCAAUUAAAGAACAAUUGCGGCAGUUACUGUCGAGUAGUGUCUUCCAUAAAUUACAAAGAUCUUACAAUGAUAAUAGUUUAUUAUCAGAUGUCACAAGUGGGAAAGUGUAUCGAUCGAUGAUUAAAAAUAAAGUUAUAUCUGAUUUUGAUAUAAGCUUACAAUGGAAUGCUGACGGCGUUAAUACUUUUAAGUCAUCAAAAGGAUCAAUGUGCCCCAUUUUAAUAGCAAUUAAUGAACUUCCCUAUCGGCUUCGUAAAGAUAAUAUUCUGCUUGCUGGUUUAUGGUAUGGAUCUACAAAACCUGUAAUGGAUAUUUUUUUAAAACCAUUUGUUAAUGAGUUACGAGAUUUACAUGAACAUGGAAUUAACUGUUUGCCACCUAAUUUGAAUGAAGCUGUAAAUAUUAAAGUACAUGCAAUUAUUUCUCCAGUGGAUUCUGUAGCCAGAUGUUCUUUACAGAAUAUAACUCAAUUUAAUGGAAAAUUUGGAUGUUCACUUUGUUUGCAUCCAGGGCAGCACGUUAAAGUGGGAAAUGGCUAUGCACGUGUUUACUGUGGAAAUGAAGGUAUUGCAAGAACGAGAGAACAACAUCAUAGAGAUGCUGAGCAGGCUGUUGUACAAAAUAUUUCUAUUAAUGGAGUUAAGGGAGUCUCAUUAUUGAUGUUAUUGCCAACCUUUAAUAUUGCAACUUCAUUUCCUCCUGAAUACAUGCAUGCAGUAUUACUUGGAGUUGUCAAAUAUUUUUUCUUUAUGUGGUUUGAUUCUAAAUAUAACCAGUGCACAUGGUAUAUAGGUUCAAAAAAAUUGAUUUUUAACGAUCGAUUGCUAAAUAUUUACCCUCCUUGUGAAUUAACUCGGACACCUCGCACACUUGAAAAUAUGAAAUUAUAUAAAGCAUCAGAGUGGAAAAAUAUAUUAAUGUAUUACUCGUUACCAUGCUUACAAGAUUUGCUGCCCAAUAUCUACUUUAAACAUUGGUCACUGCUUGUUUUUAGUAUGCAUAAAUUUUUAUCAGAUGAAAUAUCUGAAACAGAUUUUAAAGAUGCCGAAAAAGCAUUAAGAAAGUUUGUAUUUCAAGUAGAAACGUUGUAUGGAAAAGCACAUAUGAAAUUUAAUGUGCACUUGCUACUUCACAUACCAAAAAGUGUAAAAUUGUUUGGCGCCAUUUGGGCAUGGUCCGCUUUUCCAUUUGAAAGCUACAAUCAUAUUCUUCGAAAUAUGAUUUAUAAUUCUCAAUUUGUAAUACCGCAAGUAUGCAAUUCUUACCUGCGAUUGCAACAAAUUAAGGAUUGUAUUGCUUUUAAAAAAAUAAAUUGUAGUGUAGAGGGUAAAAAAUUAUAUAAUCGUUUGGUUGGAAAAAUGAAAUUAAAUAAUAAUAAAAGUGUAUCAUACGAUGGACAUUUACGUAUUUUCGGAGCGGGGAAAGCAAUCCAUUUAGAUUUAAUUAAGAUCACUGCAAUUCAAAGAUUGAUGAAUCAGAACAUUGAGUGUGAUAAUGUCUGCAGUUUCCAACGAUUUAUUUAUAAAAACAUUCUUUAUCAUACGUGCGAUUAUUUUAGAAUGUAUAAGCGUAAUAAUAUGUUGUUAAACUGAUUAAUGGUAAUUUUAUAAGAAUUAAACAUAUAUUGCGUAUUUCAAUUGUGGCUGGCAUUAAUAAUAUACAAAAAUACGUUAUUAUUGGAAAAUCCUAUCGACUCACUAGAGAGAUUUUAUGUGAAACUGGAGAUGUAUCAUCUACUAGUUACUCAUGUACAGCACAAUUGACAGAUGUCAUUGUAGCAUGCUACCCUACAGAUAUUGCACGAAAAUGUAUUAUAAUUCCUUAUAAAAAUGAUAAGCAUUACAUAAUACCUAUCGUUAAUAGAGUAGAAACUGAUUAAAUGUUAAAAAAUAAAUAAGUUUAUUAGUA